CGCUCCUCUGACGCAGGGUCGUGAAGGUGCACAGCGUCUUGUACCCAUCUAUGGAUCUAUGGAACGAAGGAGUCGCACUCGAGUAGCGUAGUCUGGGGCCGAAGUCGAAGCGGCCCCAGAAACCCGCCUCGCGUCUGGGGCGCCUCCGCAGUUUGUUACAACACCAACAUCAUCUAUCCGUCGGUUCUGUCUUGCCGGGCCGCCGCCUGUCAACGCCGCAUCAUUCAUUUUCCCACGCGACACUCCCAUACUCUGAGCACCGCAUACAUAUCCGCCUGAAUCCCUUCGCAUCGCUGGACCGCCGCUACGGACCCUCAAGCUUCCCAAUGCCCUGAACCAGCCCCGCAAAACCCGGCCUCGCGACCUGGCCCAGAGCCCAGAACAGCGCAAGCUGCAGCCGAUUGAUUGCCGGUUGUCUACCAGUAUAUUGCACCACCACCUCCUCCUCCCGCCAUGUUCGUCCUUCCCCCUCCACCCAGAUAUCCUGCAGGUCCCUACCCCGGCACGCCCGGCGGUGGCCCAUUGAUCGAGACUAACAAUACCGUUACACGCCCCACGGAUAACAGCAACCAAUUGGUUGUGGGAGAAGGAACCUAUGUGCUCCGCGACGACCUCUACCUAGCUACUCCACCGCCUCACCCCUCCGAAGCUCCCGUCCACAAUCCGAAUCCGCUCGCGACCACUAUAGCACCUCCGAGUGCAGGAACAAAACUCUCGCUCGUUGCCCUCUCGCCGGCACAACCUUCACAACCUCGACUCUAUAGACUGGAUACUGCAAAUAGCAGUGGCCUCCCUCCGAGCAUACAGGAAUCUCCACAUGAAUGGAACAGCCAAGCUAGCGAUGCAGGCUCCCACAGCGCUGGUGGACUGACCCGGUCGGCGCAAGGCUCGCAGACGCCUGCAUUUGGCGAAGGGAACCCGUCGCUGUCGCUUCCAAACGGAAAGGAGAGCAAGGACCCGCUGAAGAAACGCAAACCGAAGAGCAGCAUUGUCAAGAGCAAUUCUUCCUUCGUCUCGAGGGUCAUACCUCAUGAAUCGCUGUCCAAGCGGCUGCAGGAACACGAUCCCAAGGGGUUUUUCGCAUUUGCAAACGUCAACCGGGCGCUGCAGUGGCUCGACCUCUCCAUGACAAACAAGGACGAGCAUUUGACUAAGGUUCUGUUCACCAAGGCACACGCACUGUGCCACGACGUGAAUCAGGUCACAAAGGGACCUACCCAUAUCGAUGUCAUCUUGGGCUUCUCAACAGGAGAUAUCAUAUGGUAUGAACCCAUGUCGCAAAAGUAUGCGCGCAUCAAUAAGAAUGGCAACAUCAACCGGACACCGGUCUCUGAUAUCAAAUGGCUACCGAACAGCGAGAACCUGUUUAUCGCAUCCCACGCAGACGGUGCCUUGGUUGUGUACGAUAAGGAGAAGGAGGAUGCGGUAUUCGUUGCAGAAGAUGCUUCGGCGCCAGAUCUACCGUCUCAGAACGGCGAGCGAAAACCGUCAUUGACUGUGAGGAAGUCGGUAAACUCCAGGAACCAGAAGACGAACCCGGUGGCGUACUGGAAGGUGUCCAAUUCCAAAAUCAAUGCAUUCUCCUUCUCUCCCGAUUGCCAGCAUUUGGCGGUGGUAUCCGAGGAUGGGUCAUUCCGUAUCAUUGACUAUCUCAAGGAAAAGCUGUUGCACCUGUUCUAUGGCUACUACGGGGGGCUGAUGUGCGUGUGCUGGUCGCCCGACGGGAGAUAUGUGGUGACCGGGAGCCAGGAUGACCUUGUGUCGAUCUGGUCGCUGGAAGAUAGCAUGCUGGUUGCGCGAUGCCAGGGGCACAACUCGUGGGUGACUGCCGUGGCGUUUGACCCGUGGCGGUGCGACGAGCGCAACUACAGGAUCGGGAGUGUGGGCGAGGACUGCCAGCUGUUGCUUUGGGACUUUAGUGUUGGGAUGCUACACCGACCACGCGCGGCUUCGGUGCGACAACGAAACAGCAUCACGUCGGCGACGUUGCAGAUGGCUCGCAGCCGUACCGACGGAUCCUUAUCCCGAUUCCGAUCCAAUUCCAACCUCACCACAGCCACGGUUGACGACGAGGUGAAUGUGCAUCCGGUGGAUGGGAAAGCGCGCACGCCUUUUCUCCCCCCUGUCAUGUCCAAAAAGGUCGACGACCAUCCGCUGAGCUGGCUGGCUUUUGAAGAGGACUGCAUCAUGACGGCUUGCAACAACGGCCAUAUCAAGACAUGGGACCGGCCCAAGGAGGCUGCCGGCGGUGAGGACGCGCCAUCGCUGACAUCGACCUGAAACAGCAAAACAUUUGUUGAGAAGAGGAUUUUUUUUGUUGGUGGGCGAGUCGGGAGGGUAUCACACUACUUGUGGAGAGGAUUUCGGUGCACGGCUGUGAUUUUACUGGCUGCUCGGUUGUGUUGGCGAUGAGAUGAAACGGUGUUGAGGGAUUGAGUCGGGAGGUCUAGCGUUAUGUUCCUGUUGGCUUUCAGCGGGAGCGAGGGAAUGGCGGCACACUUCACACAGAGUCUGAAGUUGGUGGUCGGAUGGAGGCUACUAAAUACUUGCGACCUCUUCGCAUUGAUCGUAUAGGAGGA
Messenger RNA from Westerdykella ornata, 2579 nucleotides. Its product is annotated as WD40 repeat-like protein. Gene Ontology annotation, biological process: carbon catabolite repression of transcription. Gene Ontology annotation, molecular function: protein binding. Gene Ontology annotation, cellular component: nucleus; cell division site; cell tip. The transcript has 8 exons. Lineage: Eukaryota; Fungi; Ascomycota; Dothideomycetes; Pleosporales; Sporormiaceae. The coding region runs from base 454 to 2280 and encodes 608 amino acids. The record is from RefSeq and is a predicted model, not a curated record.